CCUUCAGUCACACAGCUUUGUAUAUCUUUAGUUUAACAAGCAUCUUCCCAAAGUCACUCAAAGCUGAAUUUUUUAUCCCAGUAUCUAUAAAGGCCAGAUCUCAUAUCUUGGCCAUCAGUUUGUUGCUUUCUUUCUUUUUUGCAUUCUCCCUCUUUUCAUCUAUUUCUUGGAUCACUCCUCAGAUUAAAAAAAAAAAAGAAAUCCUCUUGAUCUCCCCGCAUCUGGUGUUUCCCCUUUUCAAACAGAAUCGUUUCAUCUUGAAAACACCAUCUCUCUUCUGUUUUGCAUACACUAGGUGAGAGCACAGGAAGGGAGAAAUGACCGCAAAGUGACUUGGAUAUUAUUUCUAGAGAACAAAGACAAAAAUCCUCCCACUUUUCCCCCUGCUUGCUGCUCAGCGAGGAAGCCCAAAGAAUUGAGAUGCAUCAGGAGUAAGGCGAAAAAAAUCAGACAGGGUCUCCCUCAGCCGGAGACUGACCAAGAGAUCGCUGUUGACAAGAGAUUGGCAGGUCAGUGAGGAGAAGAGAAUACACCUCAAACCAACUGUGCUCAGCCACGCUUCAGACCAAAAAAAAAAAAAGUUCGCAGAACGAUGGAAGCACUUGUUAAACAAAUGAUGCAUUGGGUGCUUCCCUGCUUUCUCUCAAAGAGCCAGCGGGAAUAUGUGACGGGAAGGAAGCGAAGGAACCAGGGUCUGCCUGCCUUUAAUCUCCCCUACGACCACGUCGAUCAGACAGGUAGCUCUGCAAAGAGAGCGCAGGACGCAGAGAGCGAGCCCGCGGGGACCCUCCGCGGGGCUGGCUGCAGAGCGCGCCAGGGUUGCUCCUGGCGGCCAGGGGAAGGGCUGGGGCCCGGCGGGCUCACCUUGGUACUCGCAGGGGCGCACGGCGGCAGCCCUGGGAGGCAGGGGGCUGUUCCUAAAGAGGCGAGUUAGGAGGGUAAGGAUUGCCAUCCUGCAGCGAUUUCCCUGUGUCAUGGCUCCUGUUUCCUAGCAACAGCCCCGAGUCCGGCCGCCACCGCGGCGGCUGCCGGAGCACCGCUCGAGAGCCGCGGCUGCAGAAAGCAGCAAGUCCCCCAGGCUGGCAAAGCAACUAGCCGCCGCCACCGCCUCAGACCGGAGGAGGAGGCUGCAUCGGGCAGGGGCCACGAACAAAAGCAGGGAAGGAUGACGGAUGGAGAAGGCUCAGCACUUCUAGGCAACUCCUUGGAAUGGCUCUGGCCGGGGGCUCCGAGGGGGCUGACGAGAUCGGGUCCAUCCCUCCCGCCUUCCCGGCUGGGAUUAUGAGCCAGGGCGAGAUUACGGAUCUGCAGGGGCUGUGUUUGCGCUGAGAUGUCCACUCGGGCUGGAAAGUUUCUCCAUGGUUUCUUUAUGGUGCCUGAGCUCCUCGCUGCCAGCUUUGAUUCCCUCCCCGCCCAGUCUUCCUGGGCAGCUGUCCAGAUGAUGUACCCAUACCGUAAGCAGAAGAGGAUGGGUUUCUAGAUCACUGCUGCUAAAAUACGAAGGAAAUGAUCUGGAAGAAGCUUCCAAAAGGAGCUGGAGCCGCUCUAGGGAGCAGUGCCCCGGGUAGCCAGCCAUGAUCGCCACUGGAGGCCUCCUGAGGAUCUCGGCCAGGAAACAGGACCCCCUGCGACCCCAAAGCCAGGCCCCCAGACGCAAACGCAAAGCCAAAAAGAAGCGCAAGAACGACGUGGUGGUGGUGAAGGGCAAGCUGAAGCUGUGCUCCCCCUCGGGGCUCCUCGCCCUCUGCGGCAUCCUGGUGCUGCUGGUGGGCAUCGCCUUGGCCGUGGUGGGCUACUGGCCCAAAGCCAGCCCCGUCUACCGGGAGGGCAGCUUCGGGGGGAGCAAGCACCUGCCCGCGCAGGGCGGCGCCACCAAAAACCGCUCCAGCGGGGGCCCGGCGGGGGCGCAAGGGGGAUCCCCCCCGGACACCCCCGGAGCCAACGCCUCCUCCUCCAGCAGCAGCCGGGGGCCCCCCCGCGCCGCGCCGGCCCCUUCCUCGGUGGGUUUCCUCUUCCAGCUCUUCUCGGGCUACCUGCACUCGGACAAGCUCAAGGUGCUGGGCCCCCUGAUCAUGGGCAUCGGCAUCUUCCUCUUCAUCUGCGCCAACGCGGUGCUGCACGAGAACCGCGACCGCAAGACCAAGAUCAUCAACCUGCGGGACCUCUACUCCACCGUCAUCGACGCGCACGGCCUGCGGGCCAAGGAGGGCGGGGGCCCGGCCGCCGCCCCGCUCAAUGGCUUCGUCAGCUACGUGCAGCAGGCCCGGGGGCUGGGCGGCGGGGGGGAAGCCUUGGGCGCCGCGGCCAGGCUGGCCCAGAGCUCCUGGCCCCCGGCGCCCCGCCGCUCCUCCUUCUGCAGCCUGGCCGAGGCCGUCUACAGCAUCCCCCGGGAGCGGGCCGCGCUGGGCGCCGCCACCCCGCCCUGCGGCCCCGCGCCCGGCUGGGGCCGGCGCAGCGCCGCCAGCUCGCUGGUGGGCUCCUCGCUCAGCGCCUUCCCGCUGCUGCCGCUGGGCCAGGCCGAGGGGGCGGGCGGGGAGAGCUGCGGCUGGCGGCGGCCGCGGGGCGAGUGGGAGCGGAGCCUGAGCGAGCUCGGCGGCGGCAGCCCCCUAGGGCCCGGGCGGGGGCGCCGGCACACGCGGGUGCCGAGGCGCCAGAGCACAAGCUGCCUGCCUGACGCCCGGCGGCCCCUCUGCCCUGGCCCCGCUCAGACUCGGGCUAGCAGCGGGGAGCUGGACUCCACCAGCCUUUCGGCCAAGGCGGCUUCUCCCACCUACUCCAGAUCUCCGGAUCUGGGCGGCUCGCCUCCCGUCACGCCGCCUGGGGUCAGCCUGGGGAGAGGCUCCCAGCCUGACCCCUCCGGCAGCAAUAAGGGCUACACCCACCCGGAGCAGGCAGCCACCUCCUUGGAGUCUGUUGCCCACACUCCGGCCCGUAAAAGCCAGGACAGCGAGGAGGACCCCAAAGGGGAGAUCGGCCCCCUAGAGGGAGCCAGCAACGAAGAAACAGCGCAGCGUCCUCGGCAAAUCCAGAGACAAUACACAAAUAAAGAGAAGCUCUUCAUGAUUUCCAGGUCGCACGCCCCGGCGGGGCUGGAGGAUGGGGAACGGGAAAGCACGGGCGUUUGAACAAACAGAGAAAGCACCAGGGCAGCGUGCAAGCCCUCUGCCUCCUUGUGGACGGGACCCGGUCAAUAGCCAAAGAGCUGCACUGUGUUAUCCUUGAAUUGCAUUCAAUAAAUGCCUGUGGAUGACACCACGAAACAAAAAAUCUUUCUGUCCGAUUGUGAUUGUAUGUUCCAUGCAAACCAAAUUGUAUUAAACAUCAAUAGUCCAGCAAGUUCUUCGAAGCAAAAGAAUACAAUUUUGGACAACGUAACUGUACACUUCAUAGUUUUUAUUUCUAAGUCCUCUUCCCCCCCCCCCCUUCCUUGGGUACUCUGAUGCUGGUUUGUCGCUAACUGCUUCAAAACCACCAGCUCCUGUCCUAGCUCCAGCGCAAGGUGGUUUUCCUUCAGCAAACUGAGCUCUCCCCCUUUGUUUUGGUUAAAUCACUCAAAGUUUGCAGGGCCUUAUGGAUGAAGUAUCUUCACAAAGAACACUCUUACAGGCAUUUCUUUAAAAUCUGGAAAGGUGACAAGGGAGGAGAGAGUGGAGCUGGACAAAGCUCUGAUAAUCUAAUUGGAACUGUUACAGUCUUAAAUUAGAGACCUAAUAAGACAGGAUACUUUAUUAAGUGUUAUCACACAUGUACUAAUAGCAUUAAUCACAUUUUUAAAUAAAAAUGUUUAAUCAUUUUAAAACAGUUCUCCCCCUAUAGUGCUUACAGAUCAAAUAAGACUUUUGUAUCAAAAUACUAAGUAUUACAGAUUAGGUAUAAAGGACAAAGGUUUGUUUAUGUUGCUUUUGACAUGGUAAUAGUAAUUUAGUAAUAUUUUCAAAACAAAGAUAUUGGGUUCAAUAGCUGAGCACACUGCACUUUAGUACAAGCAGCAGAUUCUGCCUCUAUUUCUAACCCGUGUUUAAUUGGAAUUUAAGAUGGUAAGGAAUCAGAGAUUUCGAGAUUCUAAAGAGAAAAAUUGAGUAAGGUUUUACCUUCCAUUAAAAUUUGAUUUUUCACAAGUAAUACAUUAAUCUCAGAAACAGUGGCCCAUACUUUGUAGAUCUUCAACUUCCCCAAGAACAGUCAAUGUAAGAAUAAGUUUUUCUACAAUUAAGGCUCCAGUCUUGCAAACACUUACGCACAUGCGUACCUUUCAGGAUGCAAAUAGUCCUAUUAUACUCUGUGGGUGAAAUUCUGCCCCCAUUGAAUUAUAUCAGAGUUUUGCCAUUGACUUCAAUGGAGACAGGAUUUCACCUUGAGUGAGUAAAAUACCAUGUUUCCUGAUGGUUGGACUAUAUAUAUGAUACAUGAAUCAAACAGCUAUUUGGUAACUGGGAAUUAUUUAACUUUAAUAAUUACAAUAAGACUGGCAUUUGCUUAAUUAACUAGAAAAAUCUCUUUCAACUCCCAAUUUCAGAUACCAACAACAUUUUCUAUUUCAAAUAUACAUUUAAUAUGCAUAUGAUGUUUCAUUAUGUUAACCACAGAGUUAUUGAAGUUAAACAUUAUGAUAUGUAAGUAGUGCAUUGGUUUUCUCUCUCAAUUAAGGUUUCCAUAAUAGAUUAGUAUUUAGUACAUAUCUAAUAAUUAAAUAUAGGUACAAUAUAAUAAAUAUACUGAUCAUUACAUUUGAUUGUGAAGAGUGAACAGCAACAAUAAUUACUAAAUAUAAAAAUGAAUAAUUUUUAAAAUAUCAGAUAGAUAAGAGACUGCCAUCUUGAGGCUCUACAAUUUUCCAAUGAGGAAAUGAAGUUCCCUUUUGCAACAGAAAGGCACAAGCAUCACAGCCUCAUGUACUGUCAAUGGCAACCAAGAAAAGUAUCCAUAUGAACUUUGUUUAAGCAUUGUUUUUGUUAAACUGCUAUCUAAUGUUGUUUAGCCAGCCAGUGUGGAAGUGACCAAAAUAUGUUUUAAAACUAUGUGCAUAGGCUGGAACAUGAAUUUUAUUUACAAAAAGAUAAACAAACAAACAUGUCUAGGCCCUGCAUAGAGUGGGCAGCUUAACAGUGUUAGAAGGCAGUUUAAUCAGAAUUGAUUUCAUCAUGAUUAUUUCUGGCUCAACAUUUGGCCUGACAGUUAGAAGGAAAUUUCUGUUCUGUGCUUUUUCCCAUGAUUUUCAGCAGACAUCUAAUGAAAUAUCAGGAAAAGGUAAUCAGGCACUGAGAGAGGGAUGCUAGUUAUACACAGUUAUGGAGAUUUGCUUUGAUCCUGUCUGGGAAGGUGCCAGUUCAAAUCCACAUGGGUGCAGAGCAAGAGUCUACCCACCAAAUCUCAUUGCAGGGUUGGGACCAUAGUGGAAAAAUAACAGAUUUUUUAAAAAAUAAACCUGAAAAAAAUCAUAUUAUAUAUACUGUUUCUAUUUUCAUUCAGUAAAAGUUUAUCCAGCCAUCUAAGCUAUAACAAUCACUUUUAUUUAAAGAUAACACAAGAUGCGACCCAAACCUUUUAUUUGAUUAGAAGGAAAGUACUUUUAAAUUGCUGGGCUAGUGUGUGGGGGCUUUUUUCUUUUUGUCAGACCGUGAGAGAGUAUUUUAUUUCAUUGAAAUUAUUAUUAAAUUUGUUACCUGUAUUUGAGAAUCUGUUAAAUGUGUCAAAAUACAAUCAGGAAGCCUUUUGAAAUAGCGCUGCUCAAUUUCAAUGAUCACCCUUUUCAAUAAGUACUGUUUUAGACUUCUCCUAGGUUGCCGAACAUAUUGAACAACAGAAUGUUUGUAUGCAGAACUGAGCUUGAUCAAUGAAAUUCCACUUCAGUGGCUAGUAGAGCUGAGUGAAUAAUUUGUAGCAAUUAAUUUAAUAAACAGAUGAAGCCUUUUUUCCA
Molecule: messenger RNA, 5917 nt
Organism: Dermochelys coriacea (leatherback sea turtle)
Lineage: Eukaryota; Metazoa; Chordata; Testudines; Dermochelyidae
Gene: TMEM200C
Product: transmembrane protein 200C
Exons: 3
Coding region: 1575-3125 (516 amino acids)
Source: RefSeq, a predicted model, not a curated record